Molecule: messenger RNA, 3783 nt
Organism: Aspergillus brunneoviolaceus CBS 621.78
Lineage: Eukaryota; Fungi; Ascomycota; Eurotiomycetes; Eurotiales; Aspergillaceae
Product: ABC transporter ATP-binding protein
Exons: 7
Coding region: 1-3780 (1259 amino acids)
Biological process (GO): transmembrane transport
Cellular component (GO): membrane
Molecular function (GO): ATP binding; ABC-type transporter activity; ATP hydrolysis activity
Source: RefSeq, a predicted model, not a curated record
AUGUCUGAUGCUAUUUUGCUUGAUGACAUCCAGCCGAUUGCCCGGUGUUCUUUCCAGGAUGGGAAGACCCAAGGCACAGCGACCGAGGAGCAAAUUGACUCUGUAUCACGAAGAGCUGGAUUAUUCACAGCCUACACCUAUGCCACUCGCUAUGAGAGAUGGGGCUUGGUUAUAUGCGUCUUUUGUGCGCUGGUUGCCGGUGCAGCGCUUCCUUUGGUGACGCUCAUUUUCGGAUCAUUCAUCGAUCACUUUAUGAGCGUCAAUUCAGAUGAAGCCGAGAGAAGUGACACGAUUGCACAAUCGGCCACGCAGCUGUCACUAUGGCUGGUUUACAUCGCUAUCGGAUCCCUUCUAUCGACUCUGUGUAGCACCUGGGGGUUCAAUCGCCUCGGCGAAAAGAUCACUGCGAGACUACAAUUAGAGUACCUCGACGCUGCUCUACAUCAGAAUCUGGAGUACCUCGAUGCUGUCGGGUCCGGCCAGCUGACGGCUGGCAUUGACACCGACAUAAGAGCGAUCCAGGAAGGAAUUUCGCAGAAAAUGGGCAUGCUUAUCUCCGGUUUCGCCGGCUUCAUCGUGGCCAUCAUUAUCGCCUUCUCACAGAACCCUCAGUUUGCGGGAAUCAUGCUAUCCCAGCCUCUAGCUCUAAUGCUUGUAGUAGGUGGGUUUGGAUCCUGGAUGAGCAGGACUCAACAGGAAGGGCAGGUGAACUGGGUAAAGGCAGACAGCCUCGCGCAAGAAGUGCUUGGUGCCAUGAGAGCUGUUCUUGCGUACCGAAGUCAGAAGAGAUACACGAACAAAUACCAGGAAAUCAUUCGAGGUCCUAUUCUGCUCGAGCGUCGCGAGCGUUUUAUUUUCGGUACCAUUGUUGCCGGAUCUUUCACCGUCCUUCAUUGGGCAAAUGGAUUAGGUAUUUGGCAAGCAAAUCGCCGGGUUCAUGAAUCGGCAUGUACCAUCGCCGAAGCCUUGACUAUCUUGUAUGCAAUGACGGUUGCCGGAGGAAUGCUUAGCCAGGCUCUCCCUUUUCUACCCGCUAUCAUUCAAGCUCAUGGCGCAGUCAGUCGAGUUCUUUCGGUCAUUGAUCGUACAUCACCCUCAAACUCUGCAUGUUCUGCAGGUCGCACCAUCAAGUCCUUCCGCGGAUGGAUUGAAUUUCAGAAUGUGAACUUCGCAUAUCCGUCCCAACCGAAUCGAACGAUAUUAGACUGCCUUACUUUCAACGUUUUGCCAGGUCAGACAGUGGCAUUCGUUGGUGCUUCAGGAUCUGGGAAGUCAACGGUGCUCUGUCUUCUGGAGCGAUUGUAUCUACCAUCCAACGGGCGCAUAACGGUAGAUCAUGAACCCAUCGAAGAGCUCAGCAUCUCGUGGUUGAGGUCCCAGAUAGGAUACGUCGAUCAGGAUGUGGGUCUCUUUCGAGCGUCAAUUCACGACAACAUAGCCUACGGUCUCCAUGUUUCUUUGAAACAGAGCCUAACAGCAGCAGAUAUCAGGCAGCGGGUUGUUGAAGCAGCCAAGAUUGCUCAGAUACACUCCUUCAUUUCCGACCUGCCUGAUAGCUACGAUACAGCACUAGGCUUCGGCGGGUCCGGUCUGUCCGGAGGCCAAAGGCAGCGAAUCGCUAUCGCUCGGGCGAUCGUGUCCCAGCCCCCGAUUCUGCUUCUCGAUGAAGCCACCGCCGCCCUAGACAGCAAGAGUGAAAUGGAGGUCCAGAAGGCACUAGAUGCAGCGAUGACGGGGAGAACGACAAUUGUGAUUGCACAUCGACUGUCCACAAUCCAGCAUGCCGACAAGAUUAUCGUCAUGCACAAUGGACAGAUCAGGGCUCAAGGCUCACACGCAGAACUGAUGCGCACAUGCGACAUUUACCAAGCUUUAGUCAGGCAACAGAGGACGAAGACGGAACCUCCAGCUCAGGAAGCAUUGCAAUAUGAGAGAAACUCGUUUUCAGCGGAUGUGUCGACUGAAGACGGGAGGGACAUUACAAAAUUGGGUACAAUCAUCCAUAAGCCAAACAAUGGCUCUGCAUCUACCCAGGUCCCUCGGGGUAGCUUUGGAUUUGUUUGGAAGCUCAAUGAGCCAGAACUGCUUUAUCUUGUAGCUGGCGGUUUUCUUAGUAUCCUUGCAGGCAUGAGCUAUCCCCUUCACGCGAUCUUCUUCGGGAAUGGAAUUGUUUCUAUCAUUGACCCUGAGCUAAGUACGGGUGAUCACCCCGCCCGGUUCUGGGCUCUGAUGUACCUUAUCCAUGGUGCUGUUGUCUUUGCGAUAUACUGUGGCCGGGGAUACUGUUUCGCAGCUUCUGCAUCCAUGCUUCACAUGCGAGCCCGCGCUUCCCUAUUCGAAUCCCUCCUCUCAAAGGGGUUCCCGUUCUUCGAUGACGAGGCUCAUUCAACCGGAUCCCUUCUCAGUGUUCUUUCUUCCGACGCUCAGAAGAUCAUCGGCAUCUCAGGGACAUCCCUUGGUUUGACUGCUGAGAGCGUGUUCAUGCUCGUCACUGGGGUCACUGUCGGGUGUGCCUUUGGCUGGAAGCUGGGAUUGGCCUCGACAGCGAUAAUCCCGUUCAUCGCCGCGUCGGGAUUUCUGCAGUAUUUCAUUGUGAUGCAUGUGCAAAGAUACAUCAGACGGAACUCCGAUGCAGUUGCAGUCGCACAUGAGGCGUUUACCGCAGUCCGAACCGUGACCGUCCUCGGGCUGCAGAGCACCAUCAGCGCGGCAUUUGCCGCCCAGAUCCAGCAGGACGUUCGAGAGAGAUACUGGAUCUUGACCGGCGUAGCCUAUGCAUGCGGGACGUUCUUUCGUGUGUUGGGCAUUGCUUUUGUCUUCUGGUAUGGAGGAGUCCAUCUCAUUGCCACAGGAGAGUACUCUCUUCAGCAGUUCUAUGUCUGCUUCGCGGCUAUUGUGUGGGGAUCCCAGGCGGCGUCGACUCUCUUUGCGCAUGCGCCGGACAUCGCAGGCGCGCAGAUGGCUGCUUCUCGGAUGCAAAGUCUUAUGCAUGGGUCAAGCUUUGUUCAAUCAGAAGGUGCUGUGCCGACCCCAAGCACUGUCAAGGAUGUCGCACUGCGGAAAGUCCACUUCAGGUAUCCCACCCGCCCUUCUGCGUCCUGGACUCUGAAUAGUAUUAGUCUGAAUGCGCGCGCUGGACACUUCAUCGGUCUGGUUGGAGCAACUGGAAGCGGGAAAAGCUCUGUGAUCAACCUCCUUGAGCGCUUUUAUUCUAUUGGCUCUGGUAGUAUUACGCUUAAUGGGGCGUCGAUCGACGAGUACGAUCUUGAGUCAUACUAUCAUUACUUCGCCCUCGUCGACCAGAACCCGUGCCUUGUGGGCGAAGAUAUCCGGGAGGCUCUUCAUAGUGAUAACAGAGUCAUCCCUGAUGAGCAGCUUCUUGCUGUUCUAGCCAAGGUGGGGCUGGAAGAGUUCGUUUUGUCCCUUCCUCAAGGACUCGGAACACCCAUCAUAGCAAACGGAUCCAACCUCUCAGGUGGUCAACGUCAACGGAUGGCCAUUGCAAAAGCCCUGCUAUGGAAGCCGAAAAUACUACUCCUAGACGAAGCAACUUCAGCAUUAGAUGCGUCCUCAGAGUAUCAAGUACAACAGGCCCUACGCGAGGCAAUGGCCGGUCGGACAACCAUCGCUGUGGCUCAUCGCUUGAAGACGAUCAUGCACGCAGAUGAGAUUUUGGUCUUCCAAAAUGGGCGAAUUAUCGAAAGGGGGACGCAUCGGAAACUCAUGGAGAGGCGGGGCAAGUACUGGGAAUUGGCGCAGUUGCAGGAGUUGGAGGGGUGAUCC